AUGCAGACAUACAUAGUAGACACCGACUGUGAACCCAUUGAUGAACUGUACGUAAAUAGGCUACAAGCAUGGGUAAAAAGGUUUAUGCAAACUCCCUUUGCUAGAGAGUGGAAGUUAAACAGGGCAGUGGUUGCCUCACCGGACACGCCACGGUUAUUUGCAUUCGCUAAAACGCAUAAAGAAUCACUAUCCCUGAGACCUGUUCUGGAUAAAGCCAGAUCCCCGACUCGUUUGUUAGAUUCUGCUGUACACAAACGGAUAUAUGACCAUUUGAGCAAUUAUCCGUGGAUAAUCAAGAACUCCACUGAUUUAAUAGAUACCUUGCGACCUGUUACCAUAACUGAGGAUGCGUGCAUCACCGUCUUUGACUUUGUAUCUCUAUAUACCUCAAUCAAAAUACAACCGUGCUUCUGUGCGAUUAGGGAUCUAUUUCUUAGUGAACCCAGUGCCACUGCACAUCAUAAACACAUUUUAGAGCUGGCGCACAUUCUAUGUUACACCUCCUUUUUUCGAUUUAACAAUAAUAUGUAUUUACAAAAGCAUGGUGUACCUAUGGGCAGCCUGCUCUCAGGGAAUUUAUGCAAGUUGGUGAUAAGGCAGAUUGAAGGAAAGAUCAUACCACAGUUCAUUUCCAACAUUCUCAUAUACAAGAGGUAUGUUGAUGACAUCUUUAUUCUAUGGAAAGCCGAACCGAACAUAAACAAUUUCAUAAGUGCAAUGAAUGACAAUCCUUACGGACUCACCAUCAAAUUGGAUCAGAAGAGCAAUACAGCUGCACAUUUCAUGGAUAUCCACCUUCAACUUGACAGCACUAGGGUGGUAACAAAACUUCGAGUAGUCAGGGCAUUUAAGAGCACAUUGGAAGAUAUGGAGGAAAGACGUAGUGUACAUAGUUUACACAGUUUACACAGUUUGCGUAGUUCACGUAGUCACCCUGGUCCGAGGCCGCUCUCUGAUAUUAGCUACAUUGACGAAGAUCUCAAAACACCAUCGCCAAAUGAUUAUCCCUACGAAAUAGCCGAUCAGCUAAAAAAUACAAAUCCAACUUCUGUAUCUAAUUCUGCCGGAGCUAAGAAUUUGAAUAACAGAGAAAUUCAUCAUAAUAAUAUCAACCAGUUUAAUUCUCAACUACCAUCUGCUCCAAGUGAAAUUGAUACACAUGCAGAGACUGCUCCUCUAAUGGAAAGAUCUUCAUGUCAUCAAUCACCAAUAUCAUCACAACCACCUAUCCAGACCCAACAGGGAACACCAUCUAUUUCACCAACCACAACUACAAGUAUCACUCCAGUUAAUUCUUCCUCGCCUUCCUCCAAUGCCUCCUAUAAUAAUAGUAGUAGUAGAGCUGGUUUCAAUAUCAAUAGUCCAUUAGCCCAGGGCUAUCAUCUUCUUACUGAGCCCACUAAAGUUCAUGAAACAAGUAUUUGA
Centruroides sculpturatus (bark scorpion) is the source of this 1425-nucleotide messenger RNA. RefSeq lists its product as uncharacterized. NCBI's taxonomy places the organism in Eukaryota, Metazoa, Arthropoda, Arachnida, Scorpiones, Buthidae. Bases 1 to 1425 code for a protein of 474 amino acids. The transcript is spliced from 2 exons. The record is from RefSeq and is a predicted model, not a curated record.